Molecule: messenger RNA, 1895 nt
Organism: Clunio marinus
Lineage: Eukaryota; Metazoa; Arthropoda; Insecta; Diptera; Chironomidae
Source: the annotation of a GenBank genome assembly
UUGUUUUAUUAGAUAAAAGAUUGAGAAAUUUUCUCUUCCGAUCUAUUUUUAAGAUUUUCGAGUGAGUUAAAAAUUCGAAAGAAAACUUUCAUGUUCGAACAAUCAGAUUUUUAAUCCAAAUUGAUAAGAACAUUGCUGAUAAGCUCUGAAAACAAAAAUUUUAAUCUAUUGUAUCGCAAGCUUUACAAGUGACAAGACAAUCAUCAAACAAAUUGUAACAAAAUGGGUUGGGGCUUUCAAACGUGUGGCCCAAACGAAGCAAUUGUUAUUUCAGGUUUCGGAUACAAAAAGCCAUUAUUAGUCACCGGAGGGCGAGCUUUUGCCUGGCCAUUCUGUCAAGAUGUUCAAAAAAUCUCCCUCAAUACAAUGACACUCGCAGUGGAAUCCAAAACUGUUUAUACCAGUCAGGGAGUUCCAUUAUCAGUCACAGGAAUCGCACAAGUAAAAAUUCAAGGUCAAAAUGAAGAAAUGCUUCUAACUGCAUGCGAACAAUUUUUGGGAAAAUCAGAAUCUGAGAUUCAACACAUUGCAUUGGUGACUUUGGAGGGACACCAACGAGCAAUUAUGGGAUCGAUGACCGUUGAAGAAAUUUACAAAGAUCGCAAGAAGUUCUCCCAGCAGGUCUUCCAAGUUGCAUCAUCCGACUUGGUUAACAUGGGGAUCACUGUCGUGUCUUACACAUUGAAAGAUGUUCGCGAUGAUGAAGGAUAUCUCAAAGCCCUGGGUAUGGCACGAACAGCUGAAGUCAAACGAGAUGCACGCAUUGGUGAAGCUGAAGCGCGAGCUGAUUCCGAAGUUAACACAGCUUUAGCUGAAGAACAGCGAAUGGCUGCAAGACUUGCAAACGACAUUGAAAUUGCAAAGUCAAAACGAGACUUCGAACUUCAAAAAGCAGCUUAUGAUAUCGAAGUUCAAACCAAGAAAGCAGAAGCUGAAAUGGCUUACGAAUUGCAAGCUGCAAAGACAAAACAGCGCAUCAAGGAAGAAGUUAUGCAAGUAAAGGUCGUUGAACGUACACAAGAAAUUCGAGUGCAACAGCAAGAACAAAUUAGACGUGAACGAGAAUUAGAAGCAACAAUUCGACGACCAGCAGAAGCAGAAAAAUAUCGUCUGGAAAAAAUCGCUGAAGCCAACAAAAUGAAAGUUAUCUUGGAAGCUGAAGCAGAAAGUGAAGCUAUUAAAAUUCGUGGCGAAGCUCAAGCAUUUGCAAUUGAAGCUAAAGCUAAGGCUGAAGCUGAACAAAUGCAGAAAAAAGCAGAAGCUUAUAAGGAAUACAAAGAAGCAGCCAUGAUUGAGAUGCUUCUUGAGACGUUACCAAAGAUCGCAGCUGAAGUCGCCGCUCCACUGACACAAACCAAGAAGAUCACAAUGGUGUCAUCAGGCACUGGUGAGAUUGGCGCUGCCAAAUUGGCGGGUGAAGUUCUUUCAAUCGUUGGAUGCGUUCCUGAACUUGUCAAACAAUUGACAAACAUUGACAUUUCUAAGGUCGCAGCUGAAGUCGCCGCCCCACUGACACAAACCAAGAAGAUUACAAUGGUGUCAUCAGGUGAUGGUGAGAUUGGAGCUGCAAAAUUGACAGGGGAAGUUCUUUCCAUCGUUGGUCGAAUUCCCGAACUUGUCAAACAAAUGACAAACAUUGACAUCGCCACGGCGGUUAAAUCACACUAAACGGAAGGACGAUUAUAACGACUACAUUUCUCUGCUUUGUUGGCAUUUAGAUCCAUUUGUGAUUGAUGUUUAAUAAUUUAUGUUCAUUGUAUUCUAAUUUUCGAUAUCCAGUUAUCUUGUAAACUUCAAAAACAAAGAAACUUCAUAAACAAAUAAAAGUGUCUAAGAUUUGAUUCACAUUCGUCUUCAAUUUCAAUGUGUUUGGUCGAAAAAUGUUUUGUUUCUCG